This is a messenger RNA of Heteronotia binoei (common prickly gecko), 2100 nucleotides long. RefSeq names its product zinc finger protein 845-like. The transcript has 3 exons. Lineage: Eukaryota; Metazoa; Chordata; Lepidosauria; Squamata; Gekkonidae. The annotation marks the transcript as partial. Gene Ontology annotation, molecular function: RNA polymerase II transcription regulatory region sequence-specific DNA binding; DNA-binding transcription factor activity, RNA polymerase II-specific. Gene Ontology annotation, cellular component: nucleus. The record is from RefSeq and is a predicted model, not a curated record. Gene Ontology annotation, biological process: regulation of transcription by RNA polymerase II.
GAGAAACCUUUUGAAUGUUCAGUGUGUGGAAAGAGAUUCAGUCAGAGUGGCAGUCUUCAACAGCAUCAGAGAACCCACACAGUGGAGAAGCCUUUUGAAUGCUCGGAGUGUGGAAAGAGAUUCAGUCAGAGUGGCAAUCUUCAAAAGCAUCAGCGUAUCCACACAGGAGAAAAGCCUUUAGAAUGCUCAGUGUGUAGAAAGAGAUUCAGUGAGAGUGGCCAUCUUCAAAAGCAUCAGAGAACCCACACAGGGGAGAAGCCUUUUGAAUGCUCAGAGUGUGGAAAGAGAUUCAGUCAGAGUGGCCAUCUUCAAUAUCAUCAGAGGAUACACACUGGGGAGAAGCCUUUUGAAUGCUCCGAGUGUGGAAAGAGAUUUAGUAUGAGUGGCAAUCUUCAAAAGCAUCAGAGAACCCACACAGGAGAGAAGCCUUUUGAAUGCUCAGUGUGUGGAAAGAGAUUCAGUUGCAGUGGCAGUCUUCAAAAGCAUCGGAGAACCCACACAGGUGAGAAGCCUUUUGAAUGCUCAGAGUGUGGAAAGAGAUUUAGGACGAGUGGCAAUCUUCAAUAUCAUCAGAGGACACACACAGGGGAGAAGCCUUUUGAGUGCUCAGUGUGUGGAAAAAGAUUCAAUCGGAGUGGCAAUCUUCAAGAGCAUCAAAAGACACACACAGGGGAGAAGCCUUUUGAAUGCUCAGAGUGUGGAAAGAGAUUCAGUCGGAGUGGCCAUCUUCAGUAUCAUCAGAGAACCCACACAGGGGAGAAACCUUUUGAAUGUUUGGAGUGUGGAAAGAGAUUUAGAAUGAGUGGCGAUCUUCAAAAGCAUCAGAGAACCCACACAGGGGAGAAGCCUUUUGAAUGCUCAGUGUGUGGAAAAAGAUUCAGUCGGAGUGGCAAUCUUCAAUAUCAUCAGACAACCCACACAGGGGAGAAGCCUUUUGAAUGCUCAGAGUGUGGAAAGAGAUUUAGUACGAGUGGCAGUCUUCAAAGGCAUCAGAGAAUCCACACAGGAGAGAAGCCUUUUGAAUGCUUAGUGUGUGGAAGGAGAUUCAGUAUGAGUGGACAUCUUCAAACGCAUCAGAGAACCCACACAGGAGAGAAGCCUUUUGAAUGCUCAGUGUGUGGAAAGAGAUUCAUUACGAGUGAUCAUCUUCAAAAGCACCAGAGAACCCACACAGGGGAGAAGCCUUUUGAAUGCUCAGUGUGUGGAAAGAGAUUCACUGAGAAUGGCAGUCUUCAAACGCAUCAGAGAACCCACACAGGGGAGAAGCCUUUUGAAUGCUCAGUGUGUGGAAAGAGAUUCAAUGAGAAUGGCAAUCUUCAAACGCAUCAGAGAACCCACACAGGGGAGAAGCCUUUUGAAUGCUCUGUGUGUGGAAAGAGAUUCAGUCAGAGUGGCAGUCUUCAAAAGCAUCAGAGAACCCACACAGGGGAGAAGCCUUUUGAAUGCUCAGUGUGUGGAAAGAGAUUCAGUCAGAAUGGCAUUCUUAAAACGCAUCAGAGAACCCACACAGGGGAGAAGCCUUUUGAAUGCUUAGUGUGUGGAAAGAGAUUCAGUAUGAGUGGACAUCUUCAAACGCAUCAGAGAACCCACACAGGAGAGAAGCCUUUUGAAUGCUCAGUGUGUGGAAAGAGAUUCAGUAUGAGUGGACAUCUUCAAACGCAUCAGAGAACCCACACAGGAGAGAAGCCUUUUGAAUGCUCAGUGUGUGGAAAGAGAUUCAGUAUGAGUGGACAUCUUCAAACGCAUCAGAGAACCCACACAGGAGAGAAGCCUUUUGAAUGCUCAGUGUGUGGAAAGAGAUUCAGUGAGAGUGGCAGUCUUCAAAGGCAUCAGAGAACCCACACAGGGGAGAAGCCUUUUGAAUGCUCAGUGUGUGGAAAGAGAUUCAGUCAGAGUGGCAGUCUUCAAAAGCAUCAGAGAACCCACACAGGGGAGAAGCCUUUUGAAUGCUCAGUGUGUGGAAAGAGAUUCAGUGAGAAUGUCAGUCUUCAAAGGCAUCAGAGAACCCACACAGGGGAGAAGCCUUUUGAAUGCUCAGUGUGUGGAAAGAGAUUCAGUGAGAGUGGCAGUCUUCAAAGGCAUCAGAGAACCCACACAGGA